CCGCCGCGGAUGGAGAGGGGCGCAGAUUCCAGGUCGGGGCUCUCUGAGCGCAUGAGGGGAGGGGAGGUCACGGACUGGAAAGCGCAGGGGAGGAGAGAUCCCAGACACGCGGUUCCGGGCCGGGCCUCGACACCCCUCCAACUUCUCCUCAGGCCCCGCCGCCCUGCCCCGCCAUCCCGGAGCCAUGUGGCCCCUGGCCGCAGCGAUCGCCUCCCUGACCGUGGCGCUGUCAGGAGGCAUCUCCCAGGAGUAUCCCAAGAUCCUCAACGGCACCAACGGGACCAGCGGGUUUCUCCCAGGCGGCUACACCUGCCUCCCCCACUCUCAGCCCUGGCAGGCAGCCCUACUAGUGCGAGGGCGGCUACUCUGCGGGGGGGUCCUGGUCCACCCCAAGUGGGUCCUCACUGCAGCGCACUGUCUGAAGGAUGGGUACAAAGUUUACCUGGGCAAGCACGCCCUGGGCCGUGUGGAGGCCGGCGAGCAGGUGAGGGAGGUGGUCCGCUCCAUCCCCCACCCUGAAUACCAGAUCAGCUCCACCCACCUGAACCAUGACCACGACAUCAUGCUUCUGGAGCUGGAGUCCCCAGUCCAGCCCACGGGCCACGUCCGCGUCCUGCCUCUUUCCCACCAUGACUGCCUACCCCCGGGCACCUGCUGUCGGGUGUCUGGCUGGGGCACCACCACCAGCCCCCAGGUGAGUUACCCCAAAACCCUACAGUGUGCCAACAUCGAGCUCCGCUCAGACGGGGAGUGUCGCCAAGUCUACCCGGGGAAGAUCACGCCCAACAUGCUGUGUGCUGGCACAAAAGAGGGCGGCAAGGACUCUUGUGAGGGCGACUCCGGGGGCCCCCUGGUCUGUAAUGGGACACUCCACGGCAUCAUCUCCUGGGGAGACUUCCCAUGUGGACAGCCCAAUCGGCCUGGCGUCUACACCCGAGUCUCAAAAUACGUUUUGUGGAUCCGAGAAACAAUCCGAAAACACAACACCCCAGAGCACAAAUGGACAAAGGGCCCACAAUAAAACCUGUGUUAAUUUACCUGCUUCCUUCCUCUCCCCAUGACCUCCUCACCUUGUUUGCUCAGCCCUUCUCUGCCCCUUCCUCCCAAAGCGUUCCGUUUGAACAGUGAUCCGCAUUCUCAAAAAUGCUCAAUCCCAGCUGGCAUUCCACGUUUCAGAAGCAUUCAGGCACUGCCCGCCUUGUGGUCUCCCAGACGUUGUAUACCUGAAACAUCCUGGCAACCUGAAUGUCCCACUCCAGACGACAUCCCGGUUCUCCCAAGUGUAUCGGCACGACUACUGUAAACCCAGAUCACCACCGGAGCGUUCUGUCUGUGGCAGCAUUCUUCAAUGCCUUCAUCUGCUCAUCUCAACAAUAUUAUGUGUCCUGUCAACAGACCAUCCUUGACAUCUUGUAACCCUCCCAACGGGUAGUAGUCUACACCCUUCUGUGUUUUACAAGAAGGCUCAAGACUCCCAUGAUAUUUCAUCCUGAAAAUAUUCUCUUGUGCCCACAAUCUUCUGCCCCUACGACAUUCUGUGCACCUCUGAGUGAUUCAUCACAGCUGACCUUGGGUCUUCAGACUGGUUCAUUCCCACGCUGUUCUGAGUGUCCCGGAUGUUCUGAUCCAACAUACAUCUCACAAUCUGGAACGCCUGGCCUCUGCCAACACCCCUCUCUCUGAAUCCCCAUCCUAACUAAUGACCGAUGACACUCUAGCCUAGAGUUACGGGGUUCAACAUCCCAAAGGGCCUCCCUCCCUGAACCGUAUCGUCUGCCAAAUACCCACCCGCCACGAGCAUCCUUAUUCAAUGUCCCAUGCUGUUACGUCUUUGUCCACGACCCCAAAAUGUAGUGAUUAAGUCCUCAGUCCACUGCUUUUAUGCAAGUCCUUGCUGUGGACAAGUCAUAAACCUCACAGCUUCUGUGCUUUCUCGUCUGUAAAAUGGGCUUGUACUUUUCCCUCACAGCAUCAUUGCAAGGAUAAACGUCAAGCAUUGACCACUGGUAUUAUUUGCAUGGUUCCCUAUAAAAUAUUACCUUACGAUGUUGAUAACAGCCCCUUAAAUCUGCAGAGUGUCCAAAACGAGUGCUGUACUUCCUUAUUUUCCUUGGCCUACAUUGAUUCGGUGCUGACCAUGUGCAGGAACUCGCGUGCCUGGGUGUUGGUAAAUACAAUUUUGUCUAUUUAUUGAACACAUGUGGUACCUAUGUGAGCCAGGCACUGUUGAAGACACAGGAGAGAAGCAGUGAAUUAAAGUGACAAAAGUUUCUGUCCUCGUAGAGCGUACAUUCUUUUCAGAGAAACACUAUAUAAAAAGAAGAUGAAUGAAGAAUUAGGUUGCGGG
Messenger RNA from Microcebus murinus (gray mouse lemur), 2347 nucleotides. RefSeq names its product kallikrein-13. Gene Ontology annotation, biological process: proteolysis. Gene Ontology annotation, cellular component: secretory granule. Gene Ontology annotation, molecular function: serine-type endopeptidase activity. NCBI's taxonomy places the organism in Eukaryota, Metazoa, Chordata, Mammalia, Primates, Cheirogaleidae. The record is from RefSeq and is a predicted model, not a curated record.